This is a messenger RNA of Paramuricea clavata, 419 nucleotides long. The record is from the annotation of a GenBank genome assembly. NCBI's taxonomy places the organism in Eukaryota, Metazoa, Cnidaria, Anthozoa, Malacalcyonacea, Plexauridae.
AUGUCAAAAAGAAAGGCUGAGCUGGUUGGUCAAUCAGACUGCAAAAGGCCAAAAGAGUCAGAGCACCAUAGACAGCAAAGAUUGGCAGACAGAAGGGACCGUGCUGCUGUUAAACGAAGGGAUGAGUCAGUGGAAGACAGAGAAAAAAGAUUAUCCGUCAGAAGAGAGCAAGCAGCAAGAAGACGGGCAAUAGAAAAAGAAAAGAAACAACAAUGUGCAGAGAUGUUGGAAAAGGGGAAGGAGCAACAGGCUGCUGAAGCUAAUCAGGAAAGGCAGAUAAGUUUGGAAGUAACCAAACGGUAUGCUGCCAAUAACCGUGCUGCUGAAUGUGAAGAGGAAAGGCUGAAGAGGUUAGAAGAAAAAAAGCAGCAUGAAGCCAAAAAACGUGCUGCUGAAUGUGAAGAGGAAAGGCAGAAGAG